This is a messenger RNA of Capronia coronata CBS 617.96, 498 nucleotides long. RefSeq lists its product as uncharacterized. Bases 1 to 498 code for a protein of 165 amino acids. Gene Ontology annotation, biological process: mitotic cytokinesis; actin filament organization. Lineage: Eukaryota; Fungi; Ascomycota; Eurotiomycetes; Chaetothyriales; Herpotrichiellaceae. Gene Ontology annotation, molecular function: actin filament binding. The transcript has 2 exons. The record is from RefSeq and is a predicted model, not a curated record. Gene Ontology annotation, cellular component: actin filament; actomyosin contractile ring.
AUGGCGUCCGCAUUCGCUAACUUCCAACAGAAGAUGAACUCUCUCCGCAUCGAAGCGGAUGAGAAUGCUGCGAAGGCCGAAGAACUCAAAUCCAAAGUCAAGCAGUUGGAGCAAGAAAACCUUCAGAAGGAGCAGGAAAUCACUUCUUUGACACACCGCAACCAACUCCUUGAGGCCGAAGUCGAAAAGCUGGAAGUCGGCCUCAAAGAAGCCAAGACAGCUGCUGGUGAAGCAUCGCAGCACGGUCAACAGAAUGAGGCUCUCACCCGAAGACUUCAAUUGCUCGAAGAAGAAGCCGAGGCCGCCGACAAGACUUUGAGAGAGACCAACGAAAAGCUUCGGCAGACCGACGUCAAGGCUGGCCACUUUGAACGCAAAGUGCAAGCCCUUGAGCAGGCUCGAGACGAAUGGGAAGCCAAGUACGAAGAAAUGGCCAAGAAGCACGCAGACCUGCAAAAGGAACUGCAGGAAUUGGAACAGAGCAUGGGCAAUAUCUGA